CACGACGGCUCACGCCGCACCCGCCCCCUGUGUUCUCCUCUUCCUUCGGACGCCGCCGCAGUCGCGCCUGCUCCCGCACAAAGGUUCUCCCUCUUCCUUCCUUCUUCCUCCCAUUUAUUUCCUUUUUUCUUCCAACCUCGGACCUUCUCCUCCGUUCCUCCUUUCUUCUUCUUCUUCUUCUUCCGCGGGUUGGGCGUGGGGCGGGUCAUCACUGGUUCGGAGUCGGGUGCGAUUACUGUGCAUCGAUCUCGAGUCUUGUCCAACGGAGAUUUGCCUAGUUUUCAAUUGGAAGGGUUUAUGCAAUGGGUACUGAUUUAGAUCCGUUGGAUGAUAUUUUUUCUGAGGAAGGAGUGCAAAUUGCCAAGCCGAAGAAAAAAUUCCAGCCAAAGGUGAAGUCGAAAUUCCAACCAGCUAAACAGGACUCAGCAGCACCAUCAGUUUCUUCCAUGCGACCAUCCCAGGCCAUUGAGACAACAGCAGCAGCUGACAUAAGUGAUCCUGUUAAGACUGUGAAUCCCUCCGAAAACCUGAUUUCAGGUCCAGAUCAUGUGUUCAGUGGUAAUGAAAGUGGUUGUGCUUCCGUAGAGAAGUCAGCCCCAGAGGUAAACGUGAUGGGCCUUGAUUUAGAUCCGCCGGAUGAUAUUUUUGCUGAGGAAGGAGUGAAGAAUGCCCCAUCAAUGGGUAAAUUCCAGCCGAAGGUGAAGGACUCAACAGCUUUACCAGUUUCUUCCAUGCCGCCAUCCCAAACCAUUGAGACAAUAGUAGCGGGAAGUGAUCCUGUUGAGACUACAAGGCCCUCUGAAAUUUUGAUUUCAGGCCCAGAUCUUGUGUUCAGUGGGAAUGAAAGUGGUUCUGCUCCCAUAGAAAAGUCUCUUCCUGAGGUAAAUACAACGGCCAUCAAUUUGGAUCCUUUGGAUGAUAUUUUUUCUGAGGAAGCUGUAAAAAAUGCUCAGCCAAUGCGUAAAUUCCAGCCAAAGGCAAAGACAAGAUUCCAACCAACUAGAAAGGAUUCAGCAGGAGAAACAGUAUGCUCUAUGCAAUCUUCUCAAACCACUGCGACCACAGUGGCAGCUGAGUUAUGUGAUCCCAUCAAGGCUGUAAAGCCAUUUGAAAAUUUGAUUUCAGGUCCAGAUCUUCUGUUCAAUGGGAAUGAAAGUGGUUGUGCUUCCAUGGAAAAGUCAGUGCCCGAGAACGUUGACAUAUUCCAUGGGUUGGAAGCACUUGAGGAUAUGCUACCAAACAAUGAUACUCUUAUGGCAGUUUCAGAAGGUGCUGCCCCUUCAUCAGAGUGUCCAAACCCCAAGAAGGCUGGAGUACAUGUUCUUCCGUUUCCUGCUUCUGUUAAAGACGCAAACAAUAGAUGUAAGAAGGAUGAUGUUCCUGCAUGUCCAGAGCUAUCGGACGGCCUAGAUCCUUUAACUGCUGGUGAAUCUAUUGUAUCAAUUACCGAUGCAUUUGGUCAAUUGCAUGAAGAGGAAAUGUACAUAAUGGAUUCCCUCCAUAUGUCUGAGUUAACAGCUAAAUUUGAACAGAAAAGAGGAAAAUUUCAGCCGAAGCCAAAAAUACAAACAUUGCAGAGAGAGAUUGGUGAAGCUAAUGAGCCUGUUUCCUCCUCACCUGGUUCACAAUGUGUUGAACCUGAAACUAAUUAUGCUGGAGUACCUCAGCAAGAUGAUAUGUUGGAUCUUUCAGACCUGGGAUUUACUCCUUCAUUGCCCAUGGAAGUUACUUCUGAAGUUCCAUUGACUGAGGCGUCAGUGAAUCAAAUGGAGAUGACUCAGAUGGACACAGGCAUCCAUCCAAUUGUUGCACCUGAGAUUCCUGCGAAACUCGCUUCUCGUCGUGCAAACUCUGGAAGGACUAAAGCUCAAUGUGCAUCAGCUCUUUCCCCACAAAACAAAGAAGCUUUCACAUCUGGUGAGGGCAAUGAAAUGCGUAGAUCAUUACGGCCAAGGAAAAACACUGGCAAUCUAUGUGAACUGGUUGAUGAAGCUGAUGAAGAAGUGCUUACUGGUGGGGAGAUUUCUGAUGAAAUUCCCAUAAAUGCUGCUGUAGAGGAUGAAUAUGUUGAUGAGGAAUCUCAACUUGAAAAUGAAUCACAUAAUAAAAAGAUCAAGCGGAAGCCUAAAAGAUCUUUGAACGGAAAAGAAAAAUCAGCUGGGAAAAGGAAAAAGGCUGAGGAGGUAACAGAUAAGGGUCCAGUUUCAAAGCCUAAAAGGUUCCCUCAUUCAACUCGGCGAAGGCGAGUGGACAAAGCUUUGCUUGAAACUCCUGAAGAUGAAAUUGAUUGCCGAAAUAUACCUCUUAGGGAUUUAAUUCUGCUUGCAGAGCACAAGGAGCGGCAGAUGAAAAAAGACAAUACAACAGGAGCAACGACAACAAAUCAAAGUUCCUCGAGACAAAAUGGAGAACAGGAUGAGCAAGACCCUGAAAUGGUCGACACUACUGUCUACUUCAAUUACCAAUCUCACAUGGAUAGAACACCAGCCACCAGAUGGUCUAAACAGGAAACUGAGUUGUUCUAUGAGGGUUUGCGGCAGUUUGGGACAGAUCUUUCAAUGAUUCAACAGCUUUUCCCUGAGCGUAGCCGUCGUCAAGUAAAGUUGAAAUAUAAAAAGGAAGAACGACAACAACCGCUGAGACUUCGUGAAGCUUUAAGUAACCGAUCAAAAGAUUGUUCCCAUUUCCAAUGGGUCAUAGAGAACUUAAAAAAGAAAGCUGCUGAAGAAAGUCAGAAUGCAGAUUAUGAUGAUCCAAUAGAUUUGACAGCCAAUGAAGGCGAUGAGGAGACUCUAAAUGUUGACAAAGAAGAAACAAAAGAAGAGCAAAUUGAGGAAGAGGAAAAAGAGGAUGCAGCAAAAGAUUUGGAAACUCAAAGACCUACAAAUGUUGACUAUGAAGAUGAAGAUGAAGAUUGGUCAAAUAUAUUUAGAUAGAUAUUGUUUAGAUUUAUUGAUUAUUAUAUAAACAUAUCUACUAGAUAUGAUAUUAGAUUUGAUUGUUUAUUAUUUCUCUUUUGGAAUAGACAGAAUUUACUAAUUCACGUUUUCUCCGAUAUAUUUUGUAAUGUAUCCAAUGUAUCCGGAGGAUUUUCUUUCAAAUAUGAGAUCCACUACCAAUA
This is a messenger RNA of Andrographis paniculata, 3121 nucleotides long. RefSeq lists its product as uncharacterized. Gene Ontology annotation, biological process: RNA polymerase III preinitiation complex assembly. Gene Ontology annotation, cellular component: transcription factor TFIIIB complex. Lineage: Eukaryota; Viridiplantae; Streptophyta; Magnoliopsida; Lamiales; Acanthaceae. The coding region runs from base 303 to 2936 and encodes 877 amino acids. Gene Ontology annotation, molecular function: TFIIIC-class transcription factor complex binding. The transcript is spliced from 21 exons. The record is from RefSeq and is a predicted model, not a curated record.